This is a messenger RNA of Racocetra persica, 159 nucleotides long. Lineage: Eukaryota; Fungi; Glomeromycota; Glomeromycetes; Diversisporales; Gigasporaceae. The record is from the annotation of a GenBank genome assembly.
AAACAGAAUUCGGUGAACAAGUAAAAAAAGCUGAUAAAGCACUUGAAAAUUUUCUGAUACCCAAUCUAUCCGCGGCUCCUCAUCCUGAAGCAAUCUAUUUCAGCAGACGAUUUGGAUCUCUAAAUCAAAAAGAUUCUGAAAUGCAUACUGAUCACCUAA